AAGCUGAAGCAGCAUUGUUAACAUUGUACAUUUCAGUCAAUAAAAUUAUAUUUGUGUAGCAGAUGGAAAUUUUUCUAUAUUAGAUUAACAUGUAGUUGUUUUUAAACCAAUAAAACUGUAUUAUGUAGUGGAAGGAUAAUUUUCUACAUUGGAUUACACUACGAUUACUGGAUUAAAUCUACGUUGAAAAGUAUCGAAAAUGGCGGGGUUCACCUGGCUGGACUACUCGGUGUUUGCCUUCAUGCUGUUUGCUUCGACUCUGGUUGGAGUCUACUUUGCUUUCUUCACAAAACGGAAGCAGAAUUCAACCGCCGAAUAUCUGGUUGGCGGACGCAGUAUGGGGGUGUUUCCGGUAUCAAUGUCUCUGAUUGCGAGUUACGUAUCGGGCAUAUCACUGCUUGGUAUUCCGGCCGAAAUCUACACAUAUGGCACACAAUAUUGGCUGCUUAUGAUUUCCGACGCAUUCGUCAGCCUGACCAUGGCUUAUAUUUACCUCCCAGUAUUCUACAGUCUCAACAUCACAUCUUCCUAUGAGUAUUUGAGUCUACGCUUCAAUUCAAGUGUACGACUUUUUGGCUCAUGUCUCUUCCUUCUUAAAAUGAUGCUUUACAUUCCAAUUGUGAUGUACGUGCCUGCUCUGGCCUUGAGUCAAGUUUCAGGAAUCAACUUGCAUCUGAUAACACCACUCGUUUGUACAGUGUGCAUUUUUUACACAUCAUUGGGUGGUGUGCGAGCGGUGGUGUGGACAGACUGUCUGCAGACCAUAAUGAUGGUGGCUGGAGCUAUACUAGUCGUCGUCAUUGGCUCCAGGGAUCUCAGUCCAUCCGUUGUCUGGCAGAGAAACGUCGACAGUGGUCGUAUCGAUUUUUUCAACUGGGAGUUGGAUCCAACCAUUAGACACACUGUGUGGUCUGUGAUCUUGGGGAACUACUUCUAUUGGUUGGCAGCCUGUUCUGUGAACCAAGCCAUGGUACAACGGUGUCUGUCUCUGCCCACCCUCCGCCAAGCCAACAUGGCUAUUGCUAUUUUGGCGGUGGGAAUCGCAAGUAUUGUCUCAAUAUGCUGCUACACAGGCUUACUCAUCUACGCACAUUACUAUGACUGUGAUCCUGUUUCUAUCAAGAGAAUCGGAAAAGCUGACCAACUGCUGCCUCUUUACGUGUUGGAGGUUGCCAGUGUGCUGCCUGGACUACCCGGUAUAUUCAUGGCUGGCGUUUUUAGUGCAGCUCUAAGCACUAUGUCAACUGGAUGGAAUUCGAUGGCGGGUGUCAUCUAUGAGGAUCUAGUUAAACCGCGGCUGAAAAAGCCCAUGUCCGAACUGAACGCAAGUCGCUUCAUGAAGGCGAUCGUCGUUUUGAUUGGAAUCCUGUGCACUGCUCUUGUUCUGGCUGUUGAGAAACUUGGUUUGAUUAUUCAGGCAGGAAAAAGCCUUGGAGCUAUCACAGCUGGUCCUUUGUUGGGGAUGUUUUCCCUUGGAAUGCUCUUCCCAUCCACUAAUUCUAAAGGAGCUUUAUUUGGAGGAUAUGCGAGUCUGUUUCUUGUUGCAUGGUUAUCACUCAACUCUCAGGCAGCUGUUGCCAAUAAACGGCUGGUCUAUCCAGUGAAACCGAUUUCAACUUCUGGGUGUAAUGUGACUGUAGGCCCACUGCCGACUGCAGCCGACCCUUCUAUAAGCAUAACGGGCUACAAUGAUGUAACUCCAAUUUAUCGACUUUCCUACAUGUACUUUACACUCAUUGGAACUAUCACCGCGAUCCUCGUCGGCUUGAUAGUGAGUCGAAUAACUGGUGGAAAUGAUACCAGCUCCAUUGAUCCCAGAUUGUUCACUCCUUGGAUCAGAAGGCAAUUGGAGAGGAAUCUGCCCAAGAAAGAGAAGGUGAUAUUGGAGGAGCAUAAAUUUUAAAUAAUGGUACCUGAUCCUGAUGUGUGAGAAAACAAUGAAAAAGUCUACUUAAAAUGCGGGA
Messenger RNA from Nilaparvata lugens (brown planthopper), 1964 nucleotides. Its product is annotated as sodium-coupled monocarboxylate transporter 2. The transcript is spliced from 15 exons. NCBI's taxonomy places the organism in Eukaryota, Metazoa, Arthropoda, Insecta, Hemiptera, Delphacidae. The record is from RefSeq and is a predicted model, not a curated record. Gene Ontology annotation, molecular function: symporter activity. Bases 200 to 1903 code for a protein of 567 amino acids. Gene Ontology annotation, cellular component: membrane. Gene Ontology annotation, biological process: sodium ion transport; transmembrane transport.